This is a messenger RNA of Globicephala melas (long-finned pilot whale), 12466 nucleotides long. RefSeq names its product formin 1 (gene FMN1). The record is from RefSeq and is a predicted model, not a curated record. Gene Ontology annotation, molecular function: microtubule binding. Gene Ontology annotation, cellular component: endoplasmic reticulum membrane; actin filament; nucleus. NCBI's taxonomy places the organism in Eukaryota, Metazoa, Chordata, Mammalia, Artiodactyla, Delphinidae. Gene Ontology annotation, biological process: actin nucleation.
AUGGAAGGCACUCACUGCACCCUCCAAUUGCGUAAGCCCAUUACCGAACUCUGCUACAUCAGCUUCUAUCUUCCGAGGGGGGAAGUCAGAGGAUUUUCGUACAAGGGCACCAUAACUCUAGACAGAUCCAGUAAAGCGUUUCAUAACUGCUACCAAGUCAGGGUGGGGUCCGACAUCAACAGCCUCAGCUGGCAGCCGACCGAACAUCCAGGCGACAUAUUUUUCAAGCCAACUCCCACGAAAGACAUUCUAACUGAGCUGUACAAACUCACGGCCGAGAGGGAGAGACUGCUGGCCAAUCUGCUGAGCUCAGACCACAUCCUGGGCAUUACGAUGGGGAACCAGGAGGGGAAGCUGCCGGAGCUCUCUGUGAGCCUGGCCCCCGAGGACGACUGUUUCCAGAGUGGUGGCCACUGGCUGGGGGAGCCCCCCGUGGGCUCUCUCAAUAAGAGGAGCUCCCACGGGAACAAAAAGGCCCGGAGGUUUGGUGGAAGGAGAGAGAGCUUUGAGGGGCUCUCUCAAAACUCCCUGCAGAAGAGGACAAGACGAAAGGGGCAUGGGGGCCAGGGAUUGCCCCCUCUGAUGGGGAAGGACCAGAUCUGUUCCAGCAACGCCCUUCCUCUUUCUCAAGCAAGGCCUCAUCUUUGGCUCCUAGAGGAGAGAGGCAACUUGCUUCCAAAUGGGGCACUUACCUCUUCCCUCCAGAGGGGAGGGAGCUGCACCCCAGAGAUCCCCAGGACACUUGAUGCUGACUCCGCCUUGGGGAGCUUCAAGAAGGCUUCUGAGGUUGUGGGGCAUGGAAGAGGCGGGCUGCCCCCCGAAUGCAGCUCCACAGAGCCAGGAGAUGCUGGUGCCGGGGGGCCCCAGAGGGGCCCUCGCAGGCUGGCGCAUCUGCAAACAGGUUCGACCGAAAGUCACAAGGAGCCCGAGAAACAUGCAGAGGCAGAGGGGGGCCGGGCAGAGAAGGCUGCUGAACGGACUUGCAGGAAGAAGCCUAUUUCCAAAGUGGUGGCCAAAGUCCAGGAUCUGUCUGCUCAGGUGCAACGAGUAGUUAAAACGCAUCCUGAGGGUGAGGAAAGGGUUGCCGUUUGCCCAGCAGCCCAAACUGAGUUCAUACCCAGCGCAGACUUGCUCACCCUCCCGGAAGCUGAGGCUGGGGCUUGGGGUGUCAGCUGCUGGGGCAAGGAGCAGAGAACGGACAGGUCAUGGCAGCCAUCCACUGAGGAGUGUCCCCUAGCCAGCAUUGAGGGGGCUGUGAACAAGGUCCUCCUGAAGGUGAUAGAGAGCGAGAAAUUAGAUGAAGCCACCGAGGGGAAACGGCUGGGAUUUCCCUUCGGGACGACAGCCACCCAUACCCUCCCAGAAACCGGCAGCAAGAGGGGAGCUGGGCUGCUUCUGAGUGGCCACAAAACCUUGUUUCUGGAUCUGCCCCGCGGUGUGGACCCUGGAGGUGAUGAGAAGAGGCCAGCACCCCCGGCACUGGCAGCUCUCGGCACGGUAUUUAAUAAUUCAUCCUUUCCGUCCAGCACGCACAAAUGGAUGUCACCUGUUCCCUUGCCUCUCUCUCCAAGGCUCCCCAGCCCUCAGCAGCAUCACAGGAUCCUCCGGCCCCCUUCACUGCCUGCUGAGAGGGAAGCCGCUCUUGAUGACUCUCUUGGUAGAAAGAGCCGUGCUUUCUCUGGGUCACCCUCUGCUGACACCUUGGAGCCCCCACUCUCUGCAAAGGUCACGGAGACCAAAGGAGCCAACGCGACCUCCCUCAGAGCGGGCCAACCUCGGUUGGUGCCUGGGGAAACUUUGGAAAAGAGCUUGGGGCCUGGGAGGACCGCAGCUCAGCCCCAGCACCGGUCACCUCCAGGCAUCCCUUCUGAGGGCUUCCCCCGGGACUGCUUCAGUGAGCAGACAGCAGCUAAAGACCUUCCCAGCAGGGAUGGAGGUGCAUGGGUCCUGGCCUACAGAGCAGGACCAGCCUGUCCAUUUCUGCUCCAUGAAGAAAAAGAGAAGCCCAACAGAAGCAAAUUGUGCUUGGAUCUCCAUCCUGACCACAGCCCCACUGAGCAGGACGAUAGGACUCCUGGCAGACUCCAAGCUGUCUGGCCGCCCCCAAAGACAAAAGACACAGAAGAAAAAGUGGGAUUGAAGUACACUGAAGCAGAAUACCAAGCUGCUAUUCUACACCUGAAGAGGGAGCACAAAGAAGAAAUUGAAAACCUGCAGGCUCAGUUCGAACUUCAAGCCUUUCAUAUCCGGGGUGAGCAUGCGGUGAUAACAGCGAGACUAGAAGAAACCAUUGAAAAUCUCAAAUACGAGAUAGAACACCGAUGGCGAGGAGGAUGUGAAGAGAUGAGGGAUGUGUGUGUCUCCACCGACGAUGACUGCCCUCCAAAGGCUUUCAGAAAUGUGUGCAUCCAGACAGACAGAGAGACUUUCCUCAAACCCUGCGAGGGUGAAGACAGGACAACCAGAAGUAACCAAAUAAUACCCAGAAAGCUGAAUAUCUCCUCUUUAAGCCAACUCUCUCCCCCAAAUGACAGCAGAGACACCAGUGUACCGCUUCAAUCUGCGGAAAGCAUCUCAUCGAGUCAGCAGAAGGCAACGCCUCCCGCUCCCCCUCCCCCUCCCGCACCACCCCUACUGGCAGCCAUCCCUCCCCCUCCUCCCCUCCCACCCGCACUUGGACCUUUGCCACUGGCACCUCCGCCACCACCUGUGAAUACUGGACCUCCCCCACCUCCGCCACCUCCUCUGCCUCCAAGUGCUGGACCUCCCCCCCCUCCCCCACCCCCCCCACUUCCUCAUUCCACGGCUCCGCCACCCCCAGGACCUGUGCCUCCACCUCCCCCUGGACUCUUCUUCGGAGUCAACCCUUCUGCUAGCCAGUGUCCUCGGAAGCCAGCCGUCGAACCCAGUUGUCCCAUGAAGCCUUUGUACUGGACUAGGAUACAAAUAAGUGAUAAGAGCCAAAAUUCUACACCAACCUUGUGGGAUUCCUUAGAAGAACCUGAUAUUCGGGAUACUAGCGAAUUUGAGUAUUUAUUCUCCAAAGACACACCUCAGCAGAAGAAGAAACCUCUGUCAGAGUCCUAUGAGAAAAAAAACAAGAUCAAAAAGAUCAUCAAGUUAUUGGAUGGAAAACGAUCUCAAACUGUGGGAAUCUUGAUAUCUAGUUUGCAUUUAGAAAUGAAGGAUAUCCAGCAGGCCAUUUUUAACGUGGAUGAUUCCGUGGUUGAUCUGGAAACCCUGGCGGCCUUAUAUGAAAACAGAGCCCAAGAGGAUGAACUCGUUAAAAUAAGAAAGUAUUAUGAGACAUCCAAAGAGGAAGAAUUGAAGCUACUGGAUAAACCUGAGCAAUUUUUACACGAGUUAGCCCAGAUCCCUAAUUUUGCUGAACGUGCCCAGUGUAUAAUCUUCAGAUCUGUCUUUUCUGAGGGCAUUACUGCCGUGCACCGAAAGGUAGAGAUCAUCACACGAGCUUCUAAGGGCUUGCUGCAAAUGAAGAGUGUGAAGGAUAUUUUGGCUCUCAUUCUGGCUUUUGGAAACUAUAUGAAUGGAGGAAAUAGGACUCGGGGACAAGCAGAUGGAUAUAGCUUAGAAAUUCUGCCCAAACUCAAGGACGUCAAAAGUCGGGAUAAUGGGAUUAAUCUGGUGGACUAUGUUGUGAAAUAUUACCUGCGUUACUAUGAUCAGGAAGCAGGAACAGAAAAGAGUGUGUUCCCCCUGCCCGAACCACAAGAUUUCUUUCUGGCCUCCCAAGUCAAAUUUGAAGACCUUAUAAAAGAUUUGAGAAAACUGAAGAGGCAACUAGAAGCAAGUGAGAAACAGAUGGCAGUGGUGUGUAAGGAGUCACCAAAGGAGUAUCUGCAGCCGUUCAAGGACAGACUCAAAGAGUUCUUCCAGAAAGCCAAAAAAGAGCAUACAGUGGAAGAAAGUCACUUGGAGAAUGCACAGAAAAGUUUUGAAACAACAGUAGGAUAUUUUGGGAUGAAGCCAAAGUCUGGUGAGAAGGAGAUCACACCCAACUACGUGUUUAUGGUGUGGUAUGAGUUCUGCAGUGACUUCAAGACGAUCUGGAAACGGGAGAGUAAAAACAUAUCUAAAGAAAGAUUGAAAAUGGCUCAGGAAUCAGUCAGCAAGUUGACAGCAGAGAAGAAAGUGGAGACAAAGAAAAUUAACCCCACGGCUAGUCUGAAAGAAAGACUGCGUCAAAAGGAAGCCAGUGUGAGCACCAACUAACACAGAGACACAGGAGAACAGUGACGUUCAUUGGAGUUUCCUGGACCACUAGGGAUUCUCCACCCCUUCCGUCCCAGAAGAAACUGUGAUACCUGAGUGGGGACAGAUUUGAGGUCAAAGCACCUGCUUGGACAAGUGACCCAGUAUCACUCAGAGCACAUCUCACACCUCAAAUCAUCUAUGUGUGGAUAACACCUUGGUAACCUACAGCUGAGCUGUACACCGUGUUCUGGGACCGGAUGUGGCUGGCCCUCUCCCACCAACCCCAGGAGGCAGUUUCUAGACAGGAGAGCAGAUGCUACUUGCAGCCCUUUUAUCAUGACCUUGACCAUGACCUUGGCAUGUGACGUAUGGUGAAGCAGGGAUUUUUUAACGUCAAAAAACAAACAAACAAACAAAAAAAAACAACAAACUAAGGGCAGAAAAAGAGUUCUUUACAUCAAAAUGCGAAGAAGGUGAUUACAUUGAUAUUGAACUUUGAGUGGAAUAUCAUACGCAGGCAGCUUUUUCUGACCCUGGAAGCCCAUGUGACCACUGCCUCCUGAGUCACAGGGAAACCAAAUUGGACCUCUCUCCUAACAUUUCUUCCUUAAGCCACCACUCUUCUAGUCUAUCUUGUGAGGACAGAAGAGAGGAGCCUUGGGGUGAACUGAGAUGAAGAUCAAAGCCUAUCAGGUUUCAGCCUUGAAAGGAGAGAGGCCCAAGUUUCCUCCUCCAGUUGGUGGAGGACCGUCUAAUGAGCAGAAACUUUAAAACCCUUCCCCAUCCGCCUGCCACGUGUGGCCUGCCCCUUGCCCCCCCAUCUUCCCAGGGGCCUGAGUGUCUACCCAGGACAUGCCUGCUAGUCAUCAGCCCCCUCAGGGACCCCAUAAUAGAUUCGGCCAAUUAAAGCAGCACCAUAGUCUAAUAGAAUGCCCGUUCGGGGAAUCAAGGUUGCACAAUCAGGAUCAAAUCAAGUCAUGAAGCCAUAUUCAUGCAGGUGCUAAUCACCUUUUCUAACAGUUCAGAGGAAAGGAAUAUAAUAAUAUGGUUUGGUUUUUUUCCCCCAAAAAUAGAAGGAUGAGACAAGCAAACUAGCAGAGCAGGUAAGAACUUACAUGAUUAAAAGAAGUUGCUUGUGAGCGAGCUUAUCAUACUGCUUUCCUAGAUUGUUUCUCUUCAUUUUCACUUAAUGGUGAAGACGACCUAAGGAAUUCCUCGAUUUCAAACAAAUUCUACUUACAGCUACCCUGUGCUCUGUGACAGGCCUUCUAGUAUUAUCAUACAAAAGAAAAAGCACCUGUUUUGCCCGUGCCUUGGGAAUCAACUUUGAGUUUAGUGAGAAGAACAGAAGUCUAGAUCCUUAAUAAUGGCUCCUUAAAGACUUGAUGGGAGAGAACGGCAGGAGGCUCUCCGUGGGGUCCCUGUAGCCCACUUCAGGUCUCUACGUAGGAUGCUCACAAGAAAAUCACUGGAGGGAAGCAGGACUGUGGCUUUAUAACCCUAUAAAAACAUUGCUCUCAGGGAACCAGUGCUGAAGAAUAAUGAAUGGAAACACUGAAUUUGAGAGUUAGACAAAUGCAGCCCAGGUUGGAUUUCAUCCUAGUGGACAGACUAGAAAUUGGCAGUCAAAUACCUAUUUCUAAAGAGCAGCGUUUGCCUACCUCUGUUGGGGAAACCUAGUGAGUCCAAUGUAGUGAUACUGUAUCACUACACUAGGCAGGAUCCCCAUUAUUCUCUCCCAGUUUGCAUCCUGCAUUAGGUAUCUGGACACCCUUCCCACGUCCACACGUGGACUGCAUUGUGACAGCACCCUCAUUUCUAACUUGACUUCAUGCUCGGUAAAGGUUCACAAGAGUGUGUUCAAGGUGGGCCAUCUAAAACAACCUGGAGGCCCUGAGAACAGUCCAUCCAAAAUGCAGUCGAGAUUGUAUUAACGCCAACAGGUGUCGCCAAACUUUUCAUGGAGAAGUAGUAGUUGGGGUACCACUUAGCAGAGUGGGCACUUCUGGCUGCUCUAAGCAUAGCCCUGACUGCACUAGAGGGACAGUGGCCAGUAUUUCUACUCUGCGUUUAACCAGACACUCACACCUGACCUACUAGUCAGACUCGGAGAAACCUUAACUUAUAACAACAUCCUCUCUUCCUAGCCAAGCUGCAUUAAAUCCAAGGACACAGCAGAUAGCAGUUCAGAUUCCUGCAUGAUUAACUGGCAUGAUCAUCGAGCACACAAGUAUAUCAUAUAUGACACGAAAGCAUGAUAUAAACACGUUAGUUAAAAACAUAGGCCUGUGAGGUAUCAAUAAUCAAGUGAGGAGAAGGUGUGCUAUAUGGUGUUUUAACCCAAGAAGAGGCAACUUAUGGGAGGGGGUGUGGUGAAGGGAAGAGGUGGCCAAGAAGAAAUGGAUGAUGUGUUGAUGGUCGAGGCCCAGGGGUCACAGGUGACGGACCUGCUGCCCAACAGUUACCUUUUGAAUCUUUGGUUGUUGUCUGUGAUACCUCUUUAAACAUUCAUUGCAACUACCUAGGAACUAUGAAGAGAGAAGGUCUGAAAUCUGGGAAGUAGAAUAAGGAAAUCCAGUGGUGCUCUUCCAUCUUUAAAUGUUCUAGCCGAAACAAAUUGGCAACAUCGUUGAGGAACUGAAUGCCAGAUUGGGUGCUGGUCUCUGACCCCCUCUUCUUUCCGGUAAGAACAGUAGAAGCUGCACGCCUGCUCAGCCUCCCUUAGGCACCUCCUUUUCUCAUAAGUACUAAAAGGAAAGGCAUUUCCCUAAAUGAUAAACUCCUAUGCUGCUGGUGGAGAACCCAGAAGAACUAAAGGAAGGAAUAAAACUCUUUGGUGGUAUUGGAAACCUCCAGCAACAUGAAGAAGUCAUUGGUAUAGUCCUUCCAACACCAUGAUUGGACAUAGCAAAAGAGACGUAAGUGUAUUUUUAGUAAAGAUUUGCUUGUUGGACUGGGAUUUCACAUCUCUCUCUAGAUUAUACCACUUGUAUGGAGGAAUUUUCAUUUUACUUCUAUUCUUGCUUUCUUGGACAUCAUAUUUUCUCAUUUCUAUUUCUGCUUCUUUCUUGCCUGGUAUCACUGACGCAGAUCAUUGCAUACACUAGCACAGCAAACAGCACACAGAUGGCCAGUGUAGAAAGGGGAAUUAGCAGUACAGACCUGCGGGCUCUUUUCCAGUAACCAGACUGUAACAUUGACAUGGGAACCUCUUCAUUGCCUGACAUUCUAAAUUGAUCUCUUUUGUAGUACUGCACCCUUGCCAAACAAAGAUAAAACCAAUUUGGGGCUUUCUAUGUUAAGGGGAAGGAAGAACUGCAAAAAAUACAGCUUUUCCCCCCCCCAAAUACCUGAUGCAAAUAUCAAAUAUCCAAUUUUAUAAAUUAGUUUAAAUAGUCUAAAAAUUGCUAACAAGAACUCUCAUUAGAUUUGAGCUUCAUUUUUCUUUGAUCCUGCCUGUUCUAAUCAGAAAAAAAAAUGACCAAAAGGGGGAAGGGGAAAAAAAGCAUUAGCAGAUUUAGCAAUCCACAAAUUAAUUAGUUCCUGAAUCACACACAAAAACAACAAAAAACAGACAUAUUGUGAAACCCAAUGUUAUAGAAGUCCUAAGCACAAAAGGAUUUGAACAGCUGUGAGGGCUGAUGAGUGUAGACAAAGUAAGAGCUCUUAACUGCCCACUUGAGACUUCAGCCUAAACCAGGCGAUUUUUAGAGUGUGAAUUCAAGGGAGUCAAGUAUUGCUCUGAGCAGUUUAUUUUUGGAAAAGCCACGUACAAAGAGAAGUGGUAUAAUAUAGUGAAAGAAGUGCUAGACUAUGAAAAUUUCCUUUCUCUCGUUCUCUCGUAAAAGCAGUUUAUAAAUGUAUGGAGCAUCCAGAAGCCCAUGAAUACCACGCUUCAUAGGUUAGGUUUUUACCUCAGGAACACAGAGUGGAUUGAAUAAAGAAGUGAAUUUUCAUUCAUGUCAGCUACUUUGUUAUCAUAAAGAAAUCUGCAACACAAGAGAAACAAGUCUGUGUGGACAAACUUAACAGUAUUUGAAACAAAUGGCCAGUGUUUAACCUUUCCAAAAUGCAAAUAAGUUUCCGUUUUCCAGCUAUGGAAGGAGAUAAUCCGGCUGCUUGGAACCUGGUCUAUUAUUGGCGCAGAAGUCACUUAAAGGCACCUUUUGGAACAGGCCUCAGCAGGUCUGUCUCCUUUAGACUCCCAUAACGGUAUUUAUAAGUCCAUGAGUGAUUGAAUCCAGGCAACACUGGGCUCAGUUACACAGCUGUAUGUGACUGAGAGGCUCGUUUUGUGUCUUUCUGCACACCUGUCAGUUGUUGGCACCUUGUUAGAGGCACUUAAUUUUAGUUUCAUAGUUCUUCCUUUCCCCUCCCAAGGAGUGGGUAAUCCACCAAAUCCUCCCGGAUCAAUGCUUUGCUGAGAAGCAGUAAAUUCAAGAGAGUAUUAACAUGUCAACGUGGAAGCCAGUUCAGUAGCCUUAUUUGUUCCAAGACCCUUCAUCAACACUGUGAUAUAAACUUAGCAUUUGGGAAAUUUGUGUAGUUGACAACUUACUUGGAAAUGUGAAGAUACGAAAAUGGCAGCAAGUUUACUCUGUCUCUUAAGGCACCCAUGCAGUUUCUACCAGAGAAGAGAUUAGGGCAGCAGAUCAAGCCUCAUUCAGCAGGUUAUCCUGUCCUCACUGGAGCUUGAGGACAGGAUAACCUCAAGCUAUCCUAUCCUAUCCUCAAUUCCUUUCUUCUCCACCCCCAGCCCCUCUCCCAACUACCGUGGUGAUAAACAGUAACAGAGGACCUUUUCCUUCUUGUCUUCCCUUCUCUAGCAUGAUGGUUCACUUCAGUCAGUGCUCAAACGAACUCUGGCAUAUUAUGUCUAUAAAGUACUUGUUCAUGAAUGUCUUCUUCAUGCUAUAAUCUGGGGAAGGCUGAUUUAAUCUCAAUAUUUUAAAUAAGAGUGGUAGCUAAAGCCAUUAAUUUAUUCUACAUUCCAUAUGCACAUAUAAUUUUCUAUUUUUAAUCUUCUCUUAAAUAUACUAAGAAUCUCCAGUGUAUCUCCAUUUCAGGAAGCUGAUUCAUAGACUUCUGUGGGCUAUUUGUUUUUUUAUGCUUUGUGUGAAAUCUGAUAGCACUGGACUAGCAAAAUGCAAAUGAGCCCACAAUUUCCUACAGCAAUUUGGCCUUCUUCCCUGUGGAGUAAACAACCUUCCGCCACCCUUAAGCUGUUUUGUAGGCUGAGCAUUUCCCUAGAUUCUACCUGUGCAGACACCAAGGGGUUCUUUUGUCUUGGAAGCUGUAAGAAUGUCUUCAAAGAGAAUGAAUACUUCUCCCCAUAUAUAGUGUGAGCUGCCAGUGUGUUGUAUUUAGUCUAUCAAGUAAGAAAUCUAACGUUUUCAGGCAUGCAUGCCCAGUGGUUUGUCAACAUCUCUGGCAAAGCUGUACGUACUUUCCUUCCUUGUUCUCUUCUAGGGCUUGCUUCCGUUCUUGUCUCGUGAAACAAACGUAUUUUUGUUUACUCAUCUCCGUCAGCUUUCCAGACUGAGAGGCUAGUAGCAUAGACCACUGAGUAUAAGGGAAAUUACUCUCCACCGCACCAUGACAUGGACGGUAGGUGUAUUUAGGAAUGCACAGCUUUCUAGGAACUCUUGGGAUGGAUUCCAAAUUCCAGGUUUCUAUGAGGUAUAUAAAAAUGGGUGUAUAGCACACAAAGAUUAUACUACUCUUCCCAGUAAGAGACUAAGAGAUUCCAAAUCUCCAUUUUAGAUAGGUUUGAGCAAACUAUAAGUAGCUCAUUUUUUUCCCUUUCCUCUUGGCAACUCGUCCCUACCUAUAAUCUUAUAUCUUCGGAUCUGACCCUCCAAGGCAUGAAGAAGGUAGUGUCAACCCACUGAGAUUGCCCUCUGCUUAAUCCUCUAAAGCUGUUCAUUUCCUUUGGAAACAAAUCAAUGGGUGAGGGGGAAAGUCUAGUGACAAUUCUCUCUGCCCAGAGUGACACACAUAGGAUUUGGGGAUCUACCAAAGGGAUAGGUCUAUGCCCAAUAUUAAUUUUACAAUUCUACAAUUCUUCAAUUUCUCGAGAUACAAAUAAUAUGACCCUACUGUUAGUAGGAUGUAUAAUCUUUGAAGAAUAUAAGCAUUAAGAAAAAAAGGCCUUUCCUUUAAAGAAACAAUUGAAGAUAUUCUUAAAAAGGCAGAACCUUUUAAAGUUAGAAAUUGAAUAAUUUUUAAGAUUCUUUGGAGGAAACGUGUCAUCGAUUCAUCAUAGUCUUUUGCUUUCAUUGAAUUUUAAUUUAGACUAGCAUGGAAGCAGAGUGCCCCUGGACUUUGAUUUAGGGGAAUCGUGCUUUGGCCUGGAAAAACACAGUACUGGCCUGAAUGCCCAGAACCUUAAGUGAAGUCAGUCAGCAUCCUAAUAGGAAUCAGGCCUAACAGAAAUGUAAAUUAUUUCAAGUCCUUUAGAGUUUAAUUUUCUUAUCAACACCCUCGACCCUGCUUCCUAAAAUUAAUUUGAUCCCUGCAGUUAUGUGUCUUCAUUUUGCCUUGUGAGAUUACAAGCAAUGGGAUAAUGGAGAAAAACAGGAGACAGGGGAGAAGGAAAAUUUGAACGAGGCCAGGGUGCAAUGUUUUGCUGAUAUAAUGCAUUGUUAGGGAGCUGGUGACCGUUGCCAUGGUUGUAUCACGGGCAGCCUUUCAGUGGAAGCUCAGGGCAUAAUAUGUAUGAGGGCAGUGGGAUGGGAGUGCCCAGUGUCUUAUAUUGGCCCGUGCCUGACAAUGUUCUGGAAAAGCAGGUACCCCAGUGAGACUGGCUUGUGCUCGUUGAAAUAACUCCAAUGAAUUUCAGAUUCAUUUCGAUGGGGUCGGUUGUCCAUGGACCUUCCUGUUUCCUCUAUGCCUGUUUAAAAGUCACUUUGGCAUCAAGCUUCAUUUCACUUUUCUCCUUUCAAUACUUCUGCAUCAGCCUCCCCUUCCUUCACACCCCACAGCGAUUUUUUCCUCACUUUACUUUUACAGUUUCUCCAGGACCCAGCUUUCUCCACCCCUUUCCCCCACAGACACCUGAAAGUCCGUCCCCCUGAGCCCUCACUCCCUCCUCUCACACCCUGUGCUCCAUCCCCCAGCCCUUUGGACAGGGAGCUCUGCUGUGACCAAGAGAGACACAGUGUUGUGACUGCCUCUUGUUAAUGUCAGCACCACCUCAUCACUUAGGCAAAGAGGGAAAAAUCCAUAAAAGAGAUGGAAAAUACAUUUCUUUUUUUAUUCUACUUUAUAUUUUAAGAAGGUUGAGGAGAGGCAUGGUUCCAGUCCUCAAUUUCUCAGAGAUUUUUACUUUAAAACUAAUUAGGGACCAUUCUUUUCAUAAAUUGUAAAUCAGUUCAGGUCACCAACUAUGAUGUGUUUUAAGGCUCAAGUGUUGACUCUCAAGUAACUUUUCUGUGCUGCUGGACGAAGUGAAUUCUGUGCAAACAUUUUGAAUCAUAGGCUCUUUAUCGCCCCUCAAUUCUUACUGUUACUAAUGACUCAAGCAUCUUCAGGAAUGUGGAUCAGGAUGUUGACAAUUUGUGGUUAUUUUCAGAUCAACAGUAACUGUUACACUCUUGAAAGCACUUAAAGAAAGUAUAAGCAUGUCUUAAAUAGUCAACCAUUUGACCUGGAAAAAAGUUGGCUUUUCUGUUUAAUUAGUAGACCAAACUGUAAAUGUAAUCUUAAAGGAUUUUAAGCAAUAAUGAAGACAGUUUGAGAAAUGAGAAGGCACUUUAGAGACAUGAAACCUUACAUUACACGCUCUUGGAUAUUUUUUAAGGUAAUAAGCUAAUUGGAUUCAGGUAUUUUUUUCCCUUUAAAUUUUUAAAAAUAUGUAUUUCUAAUUUGCAUAUUUAAUUUUGUCAAAGCUGAGAAAUGCUCUUUAGUUGAAUUUGUAAAUGUCAUUUGCAAACCAAAUGAAGUAUUUAUUUUUAAAAAGAAAGGGUGAAGGGACCAAUAUUGAUUUGUACAUAAUGAAAAUAUGUGUGUGUGUGUGUGUGUAUAUAUAUAUGUUUUCCUCCUUGACACUACUUGGUCCCCACAUCAAGUGUAUUUUUGUACAUAGUAUAUAUUGGUUAGAAAAUGUAGAUUGUCUAUCCAAAGAAUUCUAUCUCUGUGAUAGAUUAUAUUUAUCCUCAUCUGUUGAUACCUCUGAUAAUUUAAGAGAUAGAACUCUAUUCUUUUGGAAUCUACAGAGAACUGCAUUCAUGUCUUCCAAUUGUAAAUAUGC